AUCCAGAAUCAUGUUCUCAAAGAUUUUCAAAGAUCAGUUAGCCGAGAGAAGAAGUUACAUCCUGUUACUGCAGACUUUUUGAACGAAAAAAACGGUAGUAAAGCCGCUAAGAUAUAUGUCGCUGGAGCAGAACUCAACUCAAUCAGAGAACGCUUGAAUGGAAGUAAAAAGAAACAAUACGCGUUUGUUUUGAAAGUGGAGUGGUCCGGCGGCUCGAGUUGUAACAUCUGGCGGAGCUACAAUUAUUUCUUUGAGUUUCAAUGCAGGUUAUUGGAUUCUUUUCCUGCGGAAGCCGGCUCAGUUAGAGGAUUUGCAAGGAUUAUUCCCUACCUCCCAGGUGUGGUAACACACCCGAUUAUUUUUAGUUCGGAUAAACCCAAACAGUUCCGAGAGGACACGGACAUGUUUUCACAUGGACCUAUUUUUUUACUUUUAGGGAGAAAAAUCUUGAGGAAAAAUGACUUAGCUCCUGCAGAAGAACGAAGAUCGGACAUAGAAAGUUACGUUAAAAUUUUGAUCAAACUUCCACCGAAGAUUUCACAGAGCAGUGUGUUCUUUUGCCAAAGAAGGGGCACAGAUCCAGAACGGUAUCUGCAAUUCCCCCAAAGAAUUGAUAGACUAAGUGGUGAUGAAGAGACAUGCACUUCAUUCAGUGACGUUUCUAGUAACCAGGAAGGGAAGAAUACACGACAAACCAAUGAUUUGCUCAAAACUAACCAAGGAAAAGAAGACUACGCCGAAGUUAGCUACACAAAUCUCACAUUCGAGGCAUCGGGAAGUAUGGAAAGAGAGGGGCCAGUCAAAAGCUAGGUACCCUGGUAAUUACUACUCCAUAAAUGCUACAAGUUCCAUAUAAUUCCAAAGGUCAACACAUUUUACUUACUAAUAAAAUGUUUGAGAUGGAUAACAGAGAGAGAGGGAGAGAGAGAGAGAAAGUACAGGGACCACACAGCAGUCUCAGUAGUCAGGGAAACAGCUGCCUGUUUCCAGGUUUCCACUUUCCCCUUGUUUUUAAUUACUGAAAGCCUAGCACAGGCUGAUUAACAAAUAAUCAUAUUCACAACGUUCAAUCAGUUUUAGUAUGUUCUUUUCAAAAUGAAUGUUAGCCACUUCCAGCCCAUUUUGAAGCUGUCCAAUCUGUCAUUCCCAAUACUACAUUAGUUAAUGCAGCUGUCGGUAAAUUUGAUCCAUACAGGAUUAAUUUUAUCUCAGUAAAUUUGAUCUGUACAGGAUCAAUUUUAUCUUCGUACCUGUGUUGCAUAUGACAUUAUGAAGAAGAAAUAGAGGACAAGAUUGUUGAAUAACAAGUUGAGAAAAAGGUCCCUCUGGGAUUAUCACAGUUUGUUUAGUAAUAAUGGAAAACAUUUAGCGCAUUAAAUAGGGAAUUACAGUGACUUUAAAAUAAAUUCCUUUAUUUGGUUCCCAAGAGUCUGACAGGAAAAUAAACAGAAAAUUUGUUCUAAUCAUAAUAAUUGCAGUUCAACGUCUAUUGACUAUAAUAAAAAGAAAUUAUAUACAAAUGACUCACAGGUCAUUUUUGUUUGGGUGAGUUUUUUUGGCAUCAAAACUAUACAGUUAAUGUUGACCAUAACUAGAAUCAAGCAAUAAAAUGACACAAGAAUGAGAAGCAAACUUUAAAGGAAAUAUCUCAAUGAAGUUUGAAUUUAGAGUCUAUUAUGUGAACCAAGUAGCAUGAAAUUGAGGUGAAAUUAAUUUUGCAGCUUGGUGACAUUUUAGUCCUUUGUAGCCACAAAUUUUUGUGCUUCAAGAAAACUGAAAUUUCAGCUAGGAACUUAUGUUUGUGAUUUUAAAUCCAGGCAGUAGAUUCCAUGGAAAGAAAUAUUAUAUGUUCAUAUUUUCAAACUUGUCAAGUUGUUCAUAGGGAAACUACAUAUUUAUAGUGGAUUCAUGAACAGAUAGUUUGUAAAGUUCUGCUAUGAAGAAUAGAGUGACACUUUGUUUGUAAGUGAAGUUUUUCAUUUGACUUGUUCUCAUAAAUUUCAAAGUAUUUCAAUUUUUGAGAACAAGUUUUCAGCAGAACAAGGACACCCUUAAAAUUUUCAUGCUACAAAGCCAUAAAACAUUACCUUUAAUGAAUGACACUCCUUAAAAUAAUAGUUUUAUAAGAAAGAAAUUUCCAGAAAGGUAAGAAGACAAAAAAAAUGAAUGAGUAUGGGUAUAGAUGGUAUACUUCACUAAACAAGAAUUUCCAAUGGCAAACUUGAAAAUAUUUGGAUAGAUUUUUAAGGUUGCAAAAGAAAUGAUUUCCUGAACAAGGAAUUAGAAUUUUGUUUAAUAUUUAAUUGUCAAUAAAAUGUGUUUACUCUA
Messenger RNA from Stylophora pistillata, 2328 nucleotides. RefSeq lists its product as uncharacterized. Gene Ontology annotation, biological process: superoxide anion generation. Gene Ontology annotation, cellular component: cytoplasm. NCBI's taxonomy places the organism in Eukaryota, Metazoa, Cnidaria, Anthozoa, Scleractinia, Pocilloporidae. Gene Ontology annotation, molecular function: phosphatidylinositol binding; superoxide-generating NADPH oxidase activator activity. The record is from RefSeq and is a predicted model, not a curated record.